Platichthys flesus (European flounder) is the source of this 610-nucleotide messenger RNA. RefSeq names its product dynein light chain Tctex-type 1-like. Gene Ontology annotation, molecular function: dynein intermediate chain binding. The transcript is spliced from 6 exons. Gene Ontology annotation, cellular component: cytoplasmic dynein complex; cytoplasm. The record is from RefSeq and is a predicted model, not a curated record. Gene Ontology annotation, biological process: microtubule-based movement. The coding region runs from base 1 to 573 and encodes 190 amino acids. NCBI's taxonomy places the organism in Eukaryota, Metazoa, Chordata, Actinopteri, Pleuronectiformes, Pleuronectidae.
AUGUCUGGUUUGCCACUGAAGUUUCAGGCUGGUAUAUGUCAUCGCUUCUCGGCCUUUUGGCUAAGAUCAAGUGUAGUAUCUGUUCUUAUCAGUUUAAUAUCUGAUACGUCCCCUACCCGGGGACCAUAUAUUAAAUUGAUUUUUGGAACUGGGAGAUGGAAUAGGGGCUUGCUCCGUCCACUCCACGCAUCGACCUGGUAUUGCAGUACCUCCAGGAACGGUGCACCCCCCUCUCGAUGUAAACAACAAAUACCUAAGAUCGCGUUUGUCGAUGAAGAAGUGAGCAAAGUUAUUAAAGAGUCCGUGGAAGCAGCCAUAGGAGGAAAUACCUUCCAGCACAGCAGAGUGAACCAGUGGACCACCAGUGUGCUGGAGCAUUGCCUCAAUCAACUCAAGAAGCUGGGAAAGCCUUUCAAGUAUAUUGUGACCUGUAUUAUCAUGCAGAAGAAUGGAGCAGGACUGCAAAUAGCCAGCACCUGCUUCUGGGACAACUCCACAGAUGGAAGCUGCUUAGUGAGAUGGGAGAACAAGUCCAUGUACUGUAUCGUCAGUGUCUUUGGUCUGACCCCCUGAAUUGACUAGUUUACAAUAGGUAUUUAAAGUAAGGAGG